GCUGUUCCUCAAGAAGCGGAACACCCACACGGCCACGUGGGCCCAGGUCGCCGCGCUCGGGAGGCUGUUCGUGGAGCUCACGGCGGCGGCCAAGGAGCUGCCGCCGGCGCCGCCCCGAGCCGCCGCGCCGCCGGCCCCGGCGGCGGCGCGUG
Messenger RNA from Prorocentrum cordatum, 152 nucleotides. The record is from the annotation of a GenBank genome assembly. NCBI's taxonomy places the organism in Eukaryota, Dinophyceae, Prorocentrales, Prorocentraceae.